Messenger RNA from Pseudocercospora fijiensis CIRAD86, 3564 nucleotides. RefSeq lists its product as uncharacterized. The transcript has 3 exons. The annotation marks the transcript as partial. Gene Ontology annotation, molecular function: ATP binding; diacylglycerol-dependent serine/threonine kinase activity. Gene Ontology annotation, biological process: protein phosphorylation; fungal-type cell wall biogenesis; signal transduction. The record is from RefSeq and is a predicted model, not a curated record. Lineage: Eukaryota; Fungi; Ascomycota; Dothideomycetes; Mycosphaerellales; Mycosphaerellaceae.
GACAAUGCCAUGCAAGAGAUCUACCGCAAGAUCGAUCGUGAAAAAGCCAUAAUCAAUGCCGCCAACCACCUGAAACAGGCCUCCAACAACGUAUCUGUGACUAGUAGAGCAGAUUCACAAGUACGCGAUGCCAGACGAAACAUCCAGUAUUUCGAGCAGACGCUCAAUGACCUGCGCGCACGGCGAAUGGGCAAUGACAUGAACAAUCUUUCCAUGUCAAGCAAUGGCGGACCUGCCGGAUCUGCUCACGGACGUGCAGGCUCUUCCGGCUCUGGCCACGAUAACCAACAGAGCUACGGUGGUGGAGCAGACUAUGGAGCUCCAGGUCACGGUGGCUACAGCAUGGGCGGGGCUCCGGGGUUGAUGCCACCACGAGCACCAUACUCGUCUGCUCCUUCAGAUCGAUCUCCCAAAGCACGUCCGAAUUACAGCAAGCUGGGUAAUCUGACAGCAAUAGACCUAAUCAAAUAUGACACGGCGCAUCUGGGUCCUCGCAUCCAGCUCAUGUUGUCACAACUCGAGUUCAAACUUAGUGUGGAGAAGCAGUACAAGGACGGCAUUGAUAAAAUGGUCAAACUCUACCAGAUGGAAGGCGAUCGCAAGAGCAAGGGUGAGGCUGAGAUGCGACGUAUGGAGAGCGCUCAAAAGAUCCAGCUGCUUUCGAGAGCACUCCGAAGAUAUGAGGACCUACACAUCGAUGUAGAGAAUGGAGCGGAUGCGGGCGACGAUGACAGCUUGGACACGCCUAGUCAGCGAAAGCCGCUUACUGGACACUUGUCGGUCAGAAUUCACGGCAUAGCAGACGUGGAUCACGCCGCGUCUGGUAGAUUCUCCCGUGGCCCUGAUACAUUCGUCAUUAUGAAGGUCGAAGACGCAUUCAAAGGCAGGACCAAAGCCACAAAGACGGAUCGAUGGACAGACGAGCAGCAUGAGUUUGACGUGGACAAGGCUAACGAAAUUGAAUUCACGGUCUACGACAAGACCAGCGGAGACCAUCCCAUUCCAAUCGGCCUUUUGUGGAUUCGACUGUCUGACCUUGUUGAUGAGAUCCGACGGAAACGGAUUGAGUCCGAGUUCAAUCAAGCUGGUUGGAUAACUGCCGACAAGAUGGACGGAUCUCAAUCUCGGCCAGAUAUGCAGUUCUCGCCGCCUCCGAAUUCAGCACACGGCGCUGGGGCUUCUGGCGGAGGAGCAACAGCCGCUGCAGCAGCUGGACCGGCUGGCUCUGGCCUUGCUCCGCAAACAGGACCUGUAUAUGUCGACGCUUGGUUUUCACUUGAGCCAAUUGGCAGGAUACAGCUCACGCUUGGCUUUGUGAAGCAAGUCAAAGAUCGCCGACCUUUCGACGUUGGUCUCAACAGAAAGGGUGCCGUCCGCCAAAAGAAGGAAGAUGUCGUCGAACAAUAUGGACACAAGUUCACUGUCCAGACCUUUUACAACAUCAUGCGCUGCGCGCUGUGUGGAGAAUUCUUGAAGUAUACUGCCGGCAUGCAGUGUGCGGAUUGCAAGUACACAUGUCACAAGCAGUGCUACCCGAAAGUGGUCACCAAGUGUAUAAGCAAGUCCAACGCUGAGACGGAUCCCGAUGAGGAGAAGAUCAACCACCGAAUUCCUCAUCGAUUCGAAAACUUUUCGAAUAUGGGAGCAAAUUGGUGCUGCCAUUGCGGAUACAUUUUGCCUCUUGGCAGGAAACAGUCUCGCAAGUGCUCAGAGUGCAAAUUGACGUGCCAUGCCAACUGCAUCCAUUUCGUACCAGACUUCUGUGGUAUGAGCCUGGAAAGUGCGAACAAGAUUCUCGCAGAGCUUAAGAAGACGAAGACCAGCAGAAUGCUGCAGAACAGCUCAAAGCUUCGGCCACCUUCAGGAGCGACAUCGGGCAGACCCACGCCGCCAUCAGCUCAAAGCUAUGCACCUUCACCAAGCCAUCAGGACCAGGUGCAGCAAAGAGAUGAUCCGGCGAGGGUUCAAGAUCGUGACAGAUUUUCAUACGGCAAGGAGCGCAUGUCUGAUUCUUAUGAUCAACCACCUCGCACUUCUUCCUUCGGACCUCCUGGUGCAGGUGCUGCAGAAGCUGCGAAGGCUUCUAUGACCACCGGGCAGUCCGCUCCAUCAUCUCCGGAUACACAUCGUCCUCAAGCACAACGAACGCAAUCAUCGCAAUCCGCAGCUGCAGCACUCGCAGCUUCUGCUGCUUUAUCAGGUCAGCGCCCUCAAGAACCUCGCCAGCCUUACAGCCGGGGAUCGACAGAACAAUUGCAGCAGCAGCAGCGUACUUCCUACGCAGAUGGUUAUGCGGAGAGCAAACGAGCGCCACCAGGACAGCAGAAGCCGACCUACAAUCCAGCAGAUUAUGCCGCAGUCUCGGGCUAUUCAUCUGGCCCGCCGUUCCAACAGCCAUCUCAACAACAGCCGCCAGUCCCAGCGAAGCAGUACCAGCCGCAACAACAAGUUCCACAAAUUCAGCCUCCAGUCUCGCCACCACCGAUGCAGCAGCCGAAUGUGUCUAUCACCGCACCUGUCGCCGAAGAAAGGAAACCAGCGCCUCCCGCUAAUACCGCCGGUACUGGUCGCCGCAUCGGUCUGGACCAUUUCAACUUCCUUGCUGUGCUCGGAAAGGGUAACUUCGGUAAAGUUAUGCUUGCCGAGACCAAGACCACGAAACAGCUCUAUGCAAUCAAGGUGCUCAAGAAGGAGUUCAUCAUCGAGAAUGACGAAGUUGAGAGCACCAGAUCGGAGAAGCGAGUCUUCCUGAUAGCAAACAAGGAACGACACCCGUUCCUCACCAACCUGCAUGCUUGUUUCCAGACCGAAACCCGGAUAUACUUUGUCAUGGAGUACAUCAGUGGUGGAGACCUGAUGUUGCACAUCCAGCGAGGACAGUUCGGGACUAAGCGCGCCCAGUUCUAUGCUGCAGAAGUCUGCUUGGCGUUGAAGUAUUUCCACGAGAAUGGCGUCAUCUACCGCGACUUGAAACUGGACAACAUUCUGUUGACGUUGGAUGGUCACAUCAAGAUUGCCGAUUACGGUCUCUGCAAGGAGGACAUGUGGUAUGGGUCAACAACUAGUACUUUCUGCGGAACGCCCGAAUUCAUGGCUCCGGAAAUUCUGCUCGACAAGAAGUAUGGUCGGGCAGUGGAUUGGUGGGCUUUCGGUGUGCUGAUCUACCAAAUGCUCCUGCAACAAUCUCCUUUCCGCGGAGAGGACGAGGACGAGAUUUACGAUGCCAUUUUGGCAGAUGAGCCUCUGUACCCCAUCCACAUGCCGAGAGAUAGCGUCUCCAUCCUACAAAAACUGCUUACUAGGGAGCCCGAGCUCAGGUUGGGAUCAGGACCAACUGACGCACAGGAGAUCAUGAGCCAUCCUUUCUUCAGGAACGUCAACUGGGAAGAUGUCUAUUACAAGCGAGUGCCACCGCCAUUCCUGCCGACGGUGAAGAGCAGGGCUGACACGAGCAAUUUCGAUUCUGAGUUCACCAGCGUGACGCCCGUUUUGACGCCGGUGCAAUCUGUUCUUUCGCAAGCCAUGCAGGAAGAAUUCCGGGGCUUCUCUUAUUCGGCGGACUUU